AGGGUUGGCUAUCGCUGCUCUGACACUGUUGGCAUUUCUUCAAUAACUAGAAUUCUAGGAAAGAAGGCAACUAAAGAUGGGUUGGGAUGGAGAAUAUUAUGCCAAUGGCACUGAGGGCAACAACUUCUACAUUCCCAUGUCCAACAGGACUGGAAUUGUUAGAAGCCCUUUUGAAUACCCUCAGUACUAUAUGGUGGAUUCAAUGGUCUACAAGUGUCUAGCUUUCUACAUGUUCUUCCUGAUCUGCACUGGGACUCCCAUCAAUGGACUGACAUUGUUUGUAACGGCUCAGAACAAGAAGCUCCGUCAGCCUCUCAACUACAUCCUGGUGAACCUGGCUGUAGCUGGACUUAUCAUGUGCCUCUUCGGCUUCACCAUCACUUUCACAUCUGCUUUUAAUGGCUAUUUCAUUCUUGGACCCACUACGUGCACUAUUGAAGGAUUCUUGGCCACACUUGGAGGGCAAAUUUCCCUCUGGUCCCUGGUUGUUCUGGCUAUUGAAAGGUAUAUUGUUGUGUGCAAACCCAUGGGGAGCUUCAAAUUCUCCGGAACCCAUGCUGGAGCUGGAGUCCUUUUCACCUGGUUCAUGGCUCUUGCUUGUGCUGCACCCCCACUUUUUGGGUGGUCCAGGUACAUUCCUGAGGGUAUGCAGUGUUCCUGUGGACCUGACUACUACACCUUAGCUCCAGGCUUCAACAAUGAGUCGUACGUCAUCUACAUGUUUGUCGUUCACUUCUUCACUCCUGUCUUCCUGAUCUUCUUCACUUAUGGAAGCCUUGUUUUGACAGUAAAAGCUGCAGCAGCUCAGCAGCAGGACUCAGCAUCUACCCAGAAAGCUGAGAAGGAAGUAACACGUAUGUGCGUCCUGAUGGUCCUGGGCUUCCUGGUAGCGUGGACUCCAUAUGCUACCUUUGCUGGUUGGAUCUUUAUGAAUAAAGGAGCUGCUUUCACUGCCUUGACUGCUUCUAUCCCUGCUUUCUUUGCAAAGAGCUCUGCACUGUAUAACCCUGUCAUCUAUGUGCUUAUGAACAAACAGUUCCGUAACUGCAUGCUAUCCACUGUUGGAAUGGGCGGCAUGGUGGAGGACGAGACCUCAGUUUCAGCAAGCAAGACAGAAGUCUCAACCGCUGCUUAAGGAUCAUGUGUCUUAACCAGGACGUCUUCUUCACUUUUAUGGACAUUCCUCAAUGAUUGGUUUCAGAUUUGAAAUGAGCACACUCAAAGAGUCUGGAACUUUGCCAAAUGUAUUCAUGGACUCAACAGCUCUGCAAAGGAAUUCUAUCUCCCCUGGUCAUGUGUGCAAAGUAGCAAGUGUACAUUUAUUUGGAAAGCUUUUCUCUACAGUAUUUGGGUGUGUGUUUGUGAGUGUAUGAUUGAAUGAGAGAGAGAGACAAAAGUUAGGGUAAACUGUAAACCUCUGAACAUCUGAAUGCGCAGUCAAAUGUUGGAAAAUGUAUGUGUUUGUUUACCAGUGGAAUUAUU
Molecule: messenger RNA, 1482 nt
Organism: Nematolebias whitei (Rio pearlfish)
Lineage: Eukaryota; Metazoa; Chordata; Actinopteri; Cyprinodontiformes; Rivulidae
Product: green-sensitive opsin
Exons: 5
Coding region: 77-1135 (352 amino acids)
Biological process (GO): phototransduction; G protein-coupled receptor signaling pathway; visual perception
Cellular component (GO): membrane; photoreceptor outer segment
Molecular function (GO): G protein-coupled receptor activity
Source: RefSeq, a predicted model, not a curated record